AUGUGUAGGAACCCUCCCAAUUACCAGGGUUAGCAUGAUGACACAGAAACUUCUCCUCUCUCCAUGCCUAGGCCGGCUGACAUGCCAGUGCCCGUACUCAUUCUCCGAUUCCUGCGGUAGGUCCUGUAGGACUCCCAGUGUGGCAGAACCACAGUGUCUCUCAGUGCCUAAAAGAGAAACAGGGUGUUGGGGUGCUGCUGGAAGCCUCCACAGCUAUGGCUGAGGUGUGUGUUCCGCUGCUUGUGGGACUCGAUCCCAUUCCAAAAGGCCACACAAGGAUUCAAAGGCAGCAAGGAACUUGGAUUCCCAGUGGGGCAGAUGUUCAGUUGGAGUGGUGGCCAUCUUUGAAAUGCCACACGGAUUUUGAGAGCAAUGUGAGUGAAAGUCGUUUGCCUAUAAAGAGUUGUAGCGUUUCCUGGUGGGGACUGGGAUAUUCCCAAUCAGUCCAGAGCGCGAACGUAGCUGGAGAGAGACUUCAAAGAUUAACACUACACAACGUGGAGGAUCAACCGCCUCCACCAGUCGCCAGGCUCACUAGGCCGCUGGAUUUAAUCUAG
Molecule: messenger RNA, 557 nt
Organism: Pelobates cultripes (western spadefoot toad)
Lineage: Eukaryota; Metazoa; Chordata; Amphibia; Anura; Pelobatidae
Source: the annotation of a GenBank genome assembly